Aspergillus ruber CBS 135680 is the source of this 1009-nucleotide messenger RNA. RefSeq lists its product as uncharacterized. The record is from RefSeq and is a predicted model, not a curated record. NCBI's taxonomy places the organism in Eukaryota, Fungi, Ascomycota, Eurotiomycetes, Eurotiales, Aspergillaceae. Bases 194 to 820 code for a protein of 208 amino acids. The transcript is spliced from 3 exons.
AGCUGUCUACAUGGGCGGAGGUACUUGUACGCACCAGAUAUUCCUAGCAAGCGGCUCACAGCAGGAGUCAAACUCGAUAUAGUGAUCCUGUCGCAACAUGAAGCGCGCCUCUACAUGAACCUAAAAAUUAUCCUAUCUAGAACUUUCAAAAAUAUUAUUUGGUCUUAUCCUCGUCCCGAUAAAACUGCUCAUCAUGCUCUUCUCGCCCAUAAUCCUUCCGAUUCUCUCUUUCCUGGCCUCAUUCGUGGUCGCCGCGUCCUCUUCUGAACAGGCCGCAAUCGACAUCCUCUACUGGCCCGUGGCGUCUCAUCAACCCUCGACCCUCGCUCACGUAUCAUACGAUCCAACAUCUUUGGAAUCAAAAGUCUUGUCGUAUUCCCCUCCCGCCGCGAGCCGCAAGACUACAGAUGCCGAAGACCACAUCGAUAAGCUCGUCCGUGUUGGCCUAUACACAUCGACCCCAGCUAACCCCAAGCAAUGGGUUGGAACCGUCACUUCGUUGUCGUCUCUCACGGGGGCUGGUGAUGCCAAACCGACGAUUCAGCUUCAUUUGGGGCCUUCGAAUGAGGUCUACCGUGUCUCCUUAAGACUAUCGUCGUCCUUGUCUUCGAGUGAUGCCACAGAAGGAAUCAACCCGGACGCUGAACUGGUACGUACUGAAUCAGGACCACGUCCACAUCUCAACCGGCCUAUCGUGUUUAGUCCAGAUGGACAGGGCCCACAGGAGGUUGUCGAGAAGACAUUCUUCCAAAAGUAUUGGUGGGUCUUCCUCAUAGUAACGUUUUUGGCAAUGUCUGGUGGUGGAGAGGGUCAACAAUAAGCACUACUUACAGGGUACUGCAUAUAAUCUAACAUAUUACUUUAUGGAGAAGAGUAUGUCCUUUGCAAAGUAGUCGACGGUCAUAUCACAUCAUUUCCCUGCGAGCCAUUUUAAUAUAUUUCUACUUGGGGUGCUUCGUCGUGAAAAUUCCACAAGCCUACAGUGAUCAUUGUAGUGUGCAUCUAAAUU